AUUAGAUUAAGUUACAAGCAGUUUCAAUAGUUAUUAUUAAUAAUAUCUUUUUAUACCCCACAUUCGGUGGCUGGCUUUUAAAUAAAAGCGGACUAAAUCCAGUUAUGAUUCUCCAGACCGCAUGCGAUCUCCCAAGGCGCUGUUUUAUCACGAGCGCUUGCUUGUAUUUCCUCGCAUUGCCAGUGAAACAUGCCACCCAAGAAAACAACACGAAGCAGCGCCAAAUCUAAUAAACAUACUGAUGCAGACGCCCAACACAAUAAGGAGUCUGAUGAUGUUGCACAACUCAAAACUGGCAAAAGAAAAAGGUCAGCAGCAUUAAAAAAUGAUGUGGAGAAAAAUAAAAACGAUGACACAUGCAAAGCAUCUUACAGCCACUGGCUGAUGAAGUCUGAACCUGAGAGUCGAAUUGAAAAUGGAGUGGACGUGAAGUUUGGAAUUGAGGACCUAAAAGCCCUUCCCAAUCAAACAGGAUGCUGGGACGGAGUGAGGAAUUAUCAGGCACGUAAUUUCAUGAGAGAUAUGAAGGUGGGCCAGCAGGCUUUCUUUUACCAUAGUAACUGCAAAGAGCCAGGUAUUGCUGGCCUCAUGAAGAUCGUAAAGGAGUCUUAUGUGGACCAUACCCAAUUUGACAAGAAAGAUGCUCAUUAUGACCCCUCCAGCAAAGCAGACAACCCUAAAUGGAGUAUGGUGGAUGUUCAGUUUGAAAGGAUGGCCAAGCGUUUCAUCUCUCUGGCUGAGCUGAAGAAAUAUCACUUGCAGCACAAAGCUAAGGGUGGCCCCCUGAAAGACAUGGCCCUCUUCACCAGGGCUAGACUAUCAGUUCAGCCCCUCACUGCAGAGGAAUUUGACUUUGUCCUGAGUUUGGAGAAUGAAGAUCCAAUAUGAAGAUCAUCAUGAAAGUCCAUUUCAUCCCAUAUUAUGAUUCUCUCUCACUUCUUUAAAACUUUCCAAUAAACAAUAAAACAUUCCAAAUAUUUUGUUAAUAAAA
This is a messenger RNA of Ctenopharyngodon idella (grass carp), 991 nucleotides long. RefSeq names its product thymocyte nuclear protein 1 (gene thyn1). NCBI's taxonomy places the organism in Eukaryota, Metazoa, Chordata, Actinopteri, Cypriniformes, Xenocyprididae. The coding region runs from base 190 to 888 and encodes 232 amino acids. The record is from RefSeq and is a predicted model, not a curated record. The transcript has 7 exons. Gene Ontology annotation, cellular component: nucleus.